Molecule: messenger RNA, 1985 nt
Organism: Carya illinoinensis
Lineage: Eukaryota; Viridiplantae; Streptophyta; Magnoliopsida; Fagales; Juglandaceae
Product: CBL-interacting serine/threonine-protein kinase 6
Exons: 1
Coding region: 382-1698 (438 amino acids)
Biological process (GO): signal transduction; protein phosphorylation
Molecular function (GO): protein kinase activity; ATP binding
Source: RefSeq, a predicted model, not a curated record
UCAGGCGAAGGAGAGAAGUGUGAGAAUCAACUCCUGUGGCUCUCAGAAAUCCUUCUAACCCUUCCUGGGAUUUUCAGGUUUUUAGAAUCGUGGAGAGGGGAACAGUAGGGAAUGCAGAGAGAUGGUAGGAGCUUUGUUGGCAAAGCCUGAGUUUAGUUUGCGAGGCAAGCGCUGUAUCGGCGGCACAACUUGCCACCGGAAGCACGUGGAAGACGGGUGAUCGUCUGGUCUUCGUCUUCGUCUUCAUCCUCUUCUCCGAAAUUUUCUUCUAUUAAUUGUAAAGCAGGAAUCUUGGGGGAGUCCUCUGUAAAUUUACGUACCCAAGAUUGAGAAUUUAUUAGUUGUUAUAGUAUUUCUAUUUUCAAGUGCAAGCUGCCAGAAAUGGCUGAGAAAAGCAGAGAUGGUAAUACGACGGUUCUCCAUGGCAAGUACGAGCUAGGUCGACUUCUGGGUCAUGGCACUUUCGCCAAGGUGUACCAUGCCAGGAACUUGCAGACCGGGAAGAGCGUGGCGAUGAAGGUGGUGGGGAAGGAGAAGGUUAUAAAAGUUGGGAUGAUGGACCAGGUCAAGAGAGAGAUCUCGGUGAUGAAGAUGGUGACGCACCCGAACAUAGUUGAGCUUCACGAGGUGAUGGCCAGCAAGUCCAAGAUCUACUUCGCCAUGGAGCUCGUCCGGGGAGGCGAGCUCUUCUCAAAAAUCUCCAAAGGCCGGCUGAAAGAGGACGUGGCCAGAGUCUAUUUCCAGCAACUCAUAUCCGCCAUCGAUUUCUGCCACAGCCGCGGCGUCUAUCACCGGGAUCUGAAACCCGAGAACCUGCUUCUGGACGAGGAUGGUAAUCUCAAAGUCACCGAUUUUGGGCUCAGCGCGUUCUCGGAGCACUUAAAGCAAGAUGGGCUCUUGCACACCACUUGUGGCACACCGGCAUACGUCGCACCGGAGGUUAUUGGUAAGAAAGGUUAUGACGGCGCGAAAACCGACAUUUGGUCCUGCGGUGUCAUUCUCUAUGUCCUCCUCGCCGGUUUCCUCCCAUUCCAGGACGACAAUAUCAUCGCCUUGUACAAGAAGAUUUACCGUGGUGACUUCAAAUGCCCGCCAUGGUUCUCCUCCGAAGCUCGUAGACUAAUCACGAAGCUUCUCGACCCAAACCCAAGUACCCGAAUUACGAUAUCCAAGAUCAUGGAUUCUUCUUGGUUCAAGAAGUCGGUCCCCAAUAGCGUGAGAAGCAGCAACAAGAAGGCAGACCAGCUGGAAUUCGACGACGCGGUGUUCGAGAAAUCAUGCAAACAGCCGGAGACCCUGAACGCAUUCCACAUCAUAUCCUUGUCGUCAGGGUUCGACUUGUCGCCGCUGUUUGAGGAAAAGAAGAGGGAGGAGAAGGAAGAGCUGAGGUUCGCGACGACGAGGCCGGCGAGCAGCGUGAUAUCAAAGCUAGAGGAAGUAGCGGCCAAGGAUGGCAAAUUCAGCGUGAAGAAGAGCGGGUCCAGGAUCAGGCUCCAAGGCCAUGAAAGCGGGCGCAAAGGGAAGCUCGCCAUAGAGGCGGAUAUCUUCGCCGUGACUCCGUCAUUUCUGGUCGUGGAGGUGAAGAAGGAUAACGGUGACACAUUAGAGUACAACCAGUUCUGCAGCAAGGAGCUCCGGCCGGCGCUCAAGGACAUACUCUGGACCUCUCCGGCAGCUGACAAUUCUGCACUCGCUUGAUUAAUCAUUAAUCAGCGUGUCAUAUCGGUUGAGUGUUGUUUAGACCAUUAUUGUUGGCGACGCCAUUCCUGUUGUUACGCUUAAUAUUGUUGCUUUCAAUUAAGGUGAAAUUGAAAUAUCAAAAUUUGUAUGUCGAUCAAUGUUUGUGUUGGUGGUGGUUGUGUGUCACUGAAAAAGGUGACUGUGUGAAUAACUUUUAGCAGUUGUUGGUACAACUGCCCUGAUGUUUUCAUGUCUGUUUGAGCAUGUUCAAAGUGGAUUGGUGUGGGGUUUCUGUUCUUCUCAAA